AUGGCUUUGUGUCAGACAACGUUCACGAGCCAGCAGCUGCACCAGUUGGAGCGGGCCUUUCAGGCUACCCACUACCCAGACGUGGUGCUCCGGGAGCAGAUAGCCGCCAGCGCUGACCUCACAGAGGCCAGGGUGCAGGUAUGGUUCCAGAACCGCCGAGCCAAAUGGAGGAAGGGCGAGAACGUCACAUACAAGCAGCUGACGGCCUCCUCGUCAGUCUGCGCCGCGGGCGGCAGCAGCGGACCUGGCCUGUCGACCCAGGUGGCGCCACCGGAGGACCAGCGACCUCCCACCUCGGCCCCACUGAUCAGCCUGAGUGACCUGACAAAGGACCUGAUGCUGCCCCUCGAGCCGACGCCGCCAGUGCUGACACCUACCAUCACAAUCGGUGACGGUCUGCCGGCGCCGCUCUCCACCCUGUGCCCGGGGCUCGACUGGACCACCGCCGUGCCUUUCUCCGCUCCCGACGGCACCGUGUUCUCCGAUCUGCUCACGGUAGCCAGCAGCCACCAAUCAGCGCUCGUCUCGGCGGCGGACGGCCGACACCAGCUGGUUUACACACAGACGGACGGAACAGAGCCUCAGCCGGUGUUUGUACACCCCGAACAGACCAGCACUGAACAGACACCAUACCUGAGGGUGGCGGUGGAUGGACAGACGGAGUAUGGUGACACUGACGAAGACGAAACCCUGCCGGUGAGUAGCCCCGCUGAAGAGACGGCUGAUGGCGGACAGGCAGUCUGUUCAGAGCCUGUGGUGGACAGUGGUCAGCAGCUGCUGUUUGCAGAGUCAGCUGAUCAAAGAGAACAUCACACGGUGUUUACAACAGCCGCGGCUGAAGUUAUGAAUCAGCAGCUAUUCUUUGAAUCUCCAGAGAGCAGUCAACAGUUAGCUUUUCCGGAAACAUGUUCAAAAAGCGACCAGGCGAUCUAUCAGGGAUCAUCCGUUGGUCUCCAGAAUCCCCUGUUCAACGAAACACCCGAACACAGACAGACAAUGCCAUACCACGAGUCCGUUGAAAGCAGCCAAACGCCAGUAUAUUCCGAGCCGGCUGUGGGCGCAGAGCAGCCGGUUUUCCCGGGCUCGUGCCACAACUCCGACGAGCUGCAGUUUUCAGACUGCGAGUCGGAGAGCGAUCCUCUGGAUGGAUGCACAUAUGGCGGUGAUAUGAACCUAUCUGGUGACUGAACUUGAAGAAACUGUCCCUAGCUAGUUGCUCUCACAGGCCUUAUGACUAGUUGUAAUCAGAGCCGGGAAUAGUCUUGUGAAGACUGGCUGGAAACUAGUCCCUGAUGAUCAACUGUCCGGCAUCGCAUUGAACCGAAUCCCGUUGGAGCGGUUCUGAGUUUGAAUUGAAUCACCCGGGCUAUGCUGAAUGAGAACAGACUUAUAUGGACAACGAAUAGAUAUGAGCAAUCAAUGCGAACGUCAAAGACGAAGCCAAUAAUUUCACGCAGAGGGAAAAUACUGCUUCUGCUGAAAAUGCUAAAGUGAGUGGUGUUUGGUGUUAGGGGCGUAACGCAACUUGUGGAGUGAAGGCCAUAUGCGUUGAGACCGUAUUGUUUCCGUUUUCAGUUGCUCUCGGUUAUGUUGCAAUUUUGCAAAUGAUAUAUUGCAAAAGAAAGCCACUUUAGUGGUUUUAGAGCGCCCGGCAAACCAUACCGCACUAGAUAGAGACGUGGCUAGUCACCGAGUCUUUCGUUGAUCGACUUUACGUAUGCAGUCAAGUGACAUGAAAAUAUGUGUACAUGUGUGUGCUUGUAUGUGUAUCGAGACAAGGAAGACGUAAUUAUAGGCACUGACAUGUGAUAGUAAUGGUUUUUAGGUUGCCGUCUGUGACGUAGAGUUAUUAUGCUUCCUUAAUAUGUUAUUCGUUUAAUGAUUAAAUUAAUUACUUUAUAUUUACAUUAGCAAUGUUUGCUUAGUGCUUAUGAGUCUUAUUAUAUAUUGAUAGCAUUGUUAUAUUCGCAUUUUAUUACGAUGGUAUGUUCAUUUUCCCUUCAUUAAGUUUGGCGUAUCAUCGAUUGCUGCGUGCUCGAUAGAACUUAGAAGUUUGCACAUUUUGAAGAUGCGUAGUUGAGUGUGUAAACAAAUGAACUGCUGCGAAGUGCAAUGCUGUUACAUGCAAUAUAACGAACGGCAAUAAAGUCAA
This is a messenger RNA of Amphibalanus amphitrite, 2152 nucleotides long. Its product is annotated as homeobox protein aristaless-like. The transcript is spliced from 5 exons. The coding region runs from base 1 to 1188 and encodes 395 amino acids. The record is from RefSeq and is a predicted model, not a curated record. Gene Ontology annotation, molecular function: RNA polymerase II transcription regulatory region sequence-specific DNA binding; DNA-binding transcription factor activity, RNA polymerase II-specific. Lineage: Eukaryota; Metazoa; Arthropoda; Thecostraca; Balanomorpha; Balanidae. Gene Ontology annotation, biological process: regulation of transcription by RNA polymerase II.